This is a messenger RNA of Striga hermonthica, 204 nucleotides long. NCBI's taxonomy places the organism in Eukaryota, Viridiplantae, Streptophyta, Magnoliopsida, Lamiales, Orobanchaceae. The record is from the annotation of a GenBank genome assembly.
AUGAGCAAGAACAAUGACACUUGCUAUGAGGGCCACAUGUUUCCGUUGCUCGUUAAAGAGAUGCUCGAUUUCUGGCCAGAGAAAGACAUUCGUCAACGGAUAUGGGUAAGCGUAAGAGAGGCUCGACAAGUUUGUCAGUAUUGGUGGAUGAAGGAAGCGUUAGAGCUAUUUGUCGAUCGUCUUAUGACACGAUCUAACUUGUAG